Messenger RNA from Gasterosteus aculeatus aculeatus (three-spined stickleback), 5991 nucleotides. The record is from RefSeq and is a predicted model, not a curated record. Lineage: Eukaryota; Metazoa; Chordata; Actinopteri; Perciformes; Gasterosteidae.
ACUAUUUUCAAUGAUCUUUAUUGGUCAAAUGUCGAUGAAAGUACAACAAACAUGACAAAUGUUAAGCACAGCCAUGGAAAUUAAAAGGAGUAAAGUUAUAUAUAGCUCUUGUACUUUGAUGAAGAGACUGUGAAAAGACGUCAAACUUUUCAACUUCAGAUUUUGAAUAUUUGUUUUACUUUUUGCAGCAUUAUUUUUCUCACUAUAGUGAAGAAUAACAGCUGUAUCUCAUAUUGGUAAAAUAUGCUUUCCUUCAAAUGAGAGACGUUGACAUUCUUGUCAGAGUAAAACUACACAUAAAGUUCGAGGGUUUUGAAGGCGCUCAGCUGCUUCGUUCAGCACCACAACAAACAUGGCGCCCAGAGGCGGCUAACCGAGGAGAGGAGCUGGAGAUCCUCUCAAGCCCUUUGAUUCACAGUGCUAUCACUUCAUGACGGACAACCGCUGCUUCUUCGCGAUCUCGAGAUGGAACCCGCCUCUUUUCCAGAAGAGCUUUCGGAGAGAAAAGUGUGUGUCGUCGGGUCGGAGCUGGUGGAAAACUACACUGUCUACGUCAUCGAGGUGUCGGAUGGGGAGCACAGAUGGACCGUGAAGCACCGCUACAGCGACUUCCACGAUCUCCACGAGAAGUUGACGGCGGAGAAGAAAGUGGACCGAGGGCUGCUUCCUCCAAAGAAGAUGCUGGGGAAGAACUCAAAGAGUCUGGUGGAGCGGCGGCAGAAGGAGCUGGAGCUCUACCUGCAGACGCUCCUGCUGCAGUUCCCGCACUCCUCGCCGACUGCGCUCGCCUCCUUCUUGCACUUUCACCUCUACGAGAUCAACGGCAUCACAGCCGCGCUGGCUGAGGAGUUGUUUCAUAAAGGCGAGAUGUUGCUGCAGGCCGGCGAGGUGUUCUCCCUCAGACCGCUGCAGCUUUACUCCGUCUCCCAGCAGCUCCGUCUGGCCAAGCCGACCUGCUGCAACGGAGACGCCAAAACCGACCUGGGACACAUCCUGGACUUCACCUGCAGGCUGCGAUACCUCAAGGUUUCGGGAACCCGAGGCCCAGUGGGAACCAGUAACAUCCACGAGAGCAGCCUCCCCUACGACCUGUCCGUCUUCAAAGCACUACUCCAGAUAGAGAUCAGUGAGUGCAGCUCUCAGCAGAUUCGAGGUCUGUCGUCUCUGAGGUCGAGUCUGGCCACUCUGAGUCUCCACCACUCCACGGAAACCAUGAUGUCCAUCCUGGUCCCGGAGGCCAGCGAGUUCUCGCAGUGGGAGGCUGAGGGGGCGGAGUCUGGCUGUCCGGUCACCGCUGUCAUUCCCGUGUGGAGGAACCUGACCACGCUGGACAUGAGCCACAACGGCAUCAGCACCAUCGACGACUCGGUGAAACUGAUUCCAAAGGUGGAGUUUCUGGAUCUGAGCCACAACCAGCUGUCCACCGUGGAAAACCUGCAGCACCUGUACAAUCUGGUCCACGUGGAUCUGUCCUACAACAGCCUGCGGGUCCUGGAAGCGGCUCACACCCGUCUGGGCAACAUCAAGACUCUGAGCCUGGCCGGAAACCAGCUGGACCGACUGAGCGGCCUCAGCAAGCUGUACUCGCUGGUCAACCUGGACCUCAGCCACAACCAGCUGGCCCAGUUGGAGGAGAUCAGGAGCAUCGGAUCGCUGCCGUGUCUGGAGAAACUCAACCUGUCCAGUAACCCCAUGUGCAUCAUCCCGGACUACAGAACCAAAGUGCUGACCCAGUUUGGAGACCGCGCAGCAGAGGUUUGUCUGGACGGUGCGGUGACCUCGGAGAAGGAGCUGGACACGGUGGAAGUGUUGAAAGCAAUUCAGAAAGCCAAAGAAGUCAAAGACCGGAUGAGCAGCAGCGACAAGAAGAUCAGUGAGGAGACCAAGCUGUCUGCUGCUGCUGCACCUGCUCACCCCUCUCCUCCCCCCUCCUCUUCCUCCCGCUGCUCCUCUGCUGUUGCUGCUCCCGCUGUCUCCUCCUCCUCCUCCUCCUCCUCCUCCUCCUCCUCCUCUUCCUGUCUGGCCCAGCAGCCUGCCUGCCCCAGCCAAGAAGUGACGAGCAGAGAAGAAGAAGACGACGUUCCCGGCGCUGUCGUCCCUCCUGGGGACGCUGCUCCUCCCCCCGCGAGCACUGACACUAAAACACGCCUCCUGACUGCUGCCGCCGCUCAGGUCCAACAAGCUGCUGUCAGUCUGUCUGAACAAACACUCUGUGGAGCUCCUGCUACCAAUCACUUCAGUUGUCUCUGCUGCUCUUCCUCCCCAAAACCACCUGAAACCAGGUGCUCCUCCUGCAGCGCUGCCUCGUUUCCUCUGCUUCCUUCUCACCUGCUCUCCCUCUCCUCCUCCAACAAAGACUUUAUCACCCAGCUCUCCCAGCGCCUCAGCGCCACCCUGAAGGAGCAGAAGAGGGAGACGAACAAUGAGGAGGAGGAGGAGGAUGAUGAGGAGGAACAGAGGAAGGAACAGAGGGAGGAACAGAAUGUGUCUGAAUUGGAAGUUCAGUCCAAUGUGGAGGACACCCAGGUGGAAAGUCCAAGUCCAGGCUCCGUGGACGGCUACUUCGAGAUGGGUCUGAACGACUCGGUGGAGGAGUCUGUCGGCUCCUCUUCCUCCACGUCUCUCGCUCUUCUUCCCGCGGAGGAGCCCGGGGGCCGCCGGGGGGACCUGUGUGGCGAGGAGGAGGAGGAGGAGGAGGCGGGGCAGGUCACCAGGGUUUUGUGGUGCUACUGUCUUCAGGUGAAGGAGGAGGUGGAGCAGAAGGAGGCGUGCCUGGUGCUGACUGACCGGCUGUUGGGCCUCUUGUACCUGUCACCUGACUUCAAACGGACCAAUCAGGACGCAGACCAGGAGCAGAGGCCGCUGGUGGAGGAGGUGCUGUCCAGCCUACAGGUGGACCUCCUGCUGCCGUACCCCCAGCUGCUCCUCUCCCGCAGCCCCGACCUCCCCGGCUCCUGCCUCUCCUUCGCCCUCCGCUCCGGUCCGACCCGCUGGUACCUCUUCUCCGAGGGGGAGGAGCUGCGGCGCACCAGGGCGGAGCUGACGGUGCUGAUGGAGGCUGUGAAGUCUGAGCCGAAGCCCCCCGACUCUCCUCGGCUCCUCCCCCCAUCGCUCCUCAGCUCCUGGGAGCUGGAGGAGAGUCGGGGAGCCCAGGGAGGCUAUCCUGCCUUCCUUCUCCUUUGCUCCUCCUCCUCCUCCCCCCCGGGGACCCACCCGCUCCUGUCAGACCUCCUCUCAGAGAGGAAGGACGCCGGCCUCCUCUUCCUCACCCACAGACACCUCUGGGUGCUGAAGAUGGACUUCAGAGAGCUGGCAGAGAGAGAGAGGAGCAGCGAGGACCUUCACCCCUCCUCCUUUUCCUCUUCUGGGUGCAGGCUGGUCCGCGUUCCCCUCGGCUCCGUGGUGCUUCACCCCAGAGAGAGAGCUUCUCAGGUGGGGGCUGGAACCAGCAACCCCUCCUGCCCCGACCCAAAGCACCCCCACAGGAGGCGUCACGCGGUGGAGCUGCUGCUGGCUGGUCACAGGCUGCUGCUGCUCUUCCCUCUGGCCCAGAACAGGAGCUCCUUCCUGGGGCUGCUGAGCCAGAGGAGAGCCUCCCUGGAGGGGCUGAAGAUGGUGGCCCUGCCCCAGACCUGCAGGCCCUGUGCCCGGCAAGGCCGGCUCAGAUCCAGAGACCAGUGCUGUGGUUCCAGUUCGAGGGACUCCAACAGCAGCUGUCAGGUGGAGGAGAACCAGCCCUCCCUUCACCUCCACCCAGGUCUCUCCCCGGGACUGAAGCUCCUGGCCGGGCUCAGAGGGGAGCAGCUCCUCACCUACUUCCACAGAUAUAUAGCAAUGUCUGAGGCGGAGGAGGUGAGACAGGUCCUCUGGCUGUCUGUGGUUCUCUACAAGUCUCCAGGCUCUGAGCUCACCUGCUGUCUGCUGCUCUCCACGGAUACAAUCUACUUCCUGCUGGAAGACUCCGCCUCCACACUGGAUCAUCACCCGGUGUUGGACACGAUGGACUCCGGGGACGCGGACGUCCGUCUGUGCUGCUGUCUGUCCGUCGGACUGUCCGACCUGCUGUCGGUCAACGUGGGACUGUUCGACCAGCACUUCAGAGUCGUGGGCCGGUCGGCCCACCACAUCGUGUGCUGUCUCAGCCGGGACAGCUACGGGACGGGCGUCUUCCUCCGGGAGCUCAUGUCGGCCCUCAGUCUGCUGCAGCAGCAGCUUCCCCCUCCGGAGCCGUCGGAUCAGGACUUCUACUCCCAGUUCACCGACACCAGCACCGGAAAGAUGCAGAACUACGAGUUGGUCCACAGCAGCAAGGUGAAGUUCAUUUACCCGAGUGAGGAAGAGAUGGGAGACCUGACCUUCAUCGUGGCUGAGAGGAAGGCUGCAGGCAGCGCGCCGUCCUCCUCCUCUCGCUCCUUCAACGUCCUGCUGUACCUGCUGGUCUUCCAGGUCCAAAUGCCCGGCGGUCUUCCCAGCCACGGCUCCACCCUCUCAGGCCCCUCCCCCUCGGUUUCCGGCUCCGGUCCGUCGCCGGUGCUCCAGCCCAGGACUCUGAUCCUGACCAGCACCGACGUGUUCCUGCUGGAGGAAGACUACGUCAGCUAUCCUCUGCCGGAUUUCGCCAAAGAACCACCUUCCAGGGACCGCUACCAGCUCCGGGAGGCCCGGAGGAUCCGGGACCUGGACCGGGUCCUGCUGGGGUACCAGACUUACCCCCAGGCUCUCACCCUGGUCUUCGACGACCUGCCCGGCCCCGACCUGCUCUGCCACCUCACCAUGGACCACUUUGCCACCGCGGCGGGGGAGGGGGAGGAGGCCCUGCCCAGAGGGGGGGGCGGAGCCAGCAGCGGCGCGGAGGGAGAGGUGCAGUGGUGCGUCUUCGUCCCGGAAGCCGAGAGCAGAGAGAGGCUCAUCUCCCUCCUCGCCCGCCAGUGGGAGGCGCUGUGCAGCCGGGAGCUUCCUGUGGAGCUCACGGGGUGACUGGCUCAGCACGCAGCAUUACAGCCUAAUAUUUACGUGGCCAAGCUGAACACCGGUCUCUGCUUAGCACCCUUAUUUAAAUCUGAUCUUUAUUUUAAGUAGACAUGCAGAGUCUGUAUGCAUCAAACGUUUUAUCCUGGUCAAAUGGGGACGACGACAACGCCCCCUUAAAGACCCCAUUUGCUCUGUUGUUCACAUGAAAAGAGACCGAAGCAGUCGCGUCGGCAGUGAAGUAAAUGGUGUUUGUAAGACCUGGUUGCUCUCAUACCUGCACACACCUGGCCAAUCACCUGGCCGCAAAGUGGGUGUGGCCGGUUGCAUCGGAGGAGCACUUUGUUCGAAGCACCCAUGGGUCCUUUAGUUUGACUUUGUUUGAAAGGGAGAAUCACACCGUUUGAUUGUCUGUUAUUAAAGAAUAACAACAAUUGGACUCUGCAGACACACUGAGCCGAAACAAUGGGAGUUUCUGGCCCAACCUCACUUUUCUUGAAAGGAGUCUUUCCAACGAGUCUUUUUCAACGAUGAGUUUCACAGAUUUUUUUUUUUUUUUUGAGUGCUUUGCUAAAAGACGGACCGUAGUCGCACAGCAGGGGGCGCCGCAGAUGAUCGUUACACUAGUCUUGAAUCAAUACCUUAAAACGAAUUUCUUGUAAAUCCUCCUGUUCUUUGUCCUCUUCAGAGUCGUAUGAGACGAUGUCUCCUCUGUCCAGCACAAGUAUAGGGCCAGGACGUCGUUAGCCUAGCUUAGCACAAAGACUGGAAGCUGGGGGAAACUACUAGCCGGUUGUCAUCAAACAAACCAGUAAUCCGCUCACCAACGACUCCAAAGCUGUCUGAUUUCUGAUGUUAUUUAUGUUAAGUUGCUCUUAAAACCAAAUUUCUUUUUUACGUUUGCACAGUCUGAUUGUGAUGGAGGUCGAUUCAAGUAGCGUACACACACACACACACACACACACACACACACCCCGCUGCUCGGCACAAUCUGCUCUCUGAACAUUUUACUUCUUGCACAUU